Messenger RNA from Oreochromis niloticus (Nile tilapia), 1591 nucleotides. Its product is annotated as protein-tyrosine sulfotransferase 1. The coding region runs from base 30 to 1088 and encodes 352 amino acids. Gene Ontology annotation, molecular function: protein-tyrosine sulfotransferase activity. Lineage: Eukaryota; Metazoa; Chordata; Actinopteri; Cichliformes; Cichlidae. Gene Ontology annotation, cellular component: Golgi apparatus. The transcript is spliced from 5 exons. The record is from RefSeq and is a predicted model, not a curated record. Gene Ontology annotation, biological process: peptidyl-tyrosine sulfation.
CUAACUCCCAAGCACACACCUCCCCAACAAUGAGGAGCACCAGAUCGAACCUGCUGCUGGGCUGCGUGCUCCUCUGCUCCAUCUCCCUUCUCUACCUGGGGAUGAGUGGGGUAGACUGCCCUCCGAAAAGCCAUCGGCGCCGAUGGAUGGAGCUCACUCUGGGCUCAGGCAAUCAGAGCUUAUCCCUGGCUGAUCACUUCCCAGAAGACACACCCAUUAUCUUCAUUGGGGGCUUCCCCAGGAGCGGCACGACGCUGAUGCGCGUCAUGCUGGACGCCCACAAUGCCGUGCGGUGUGGAGAAGAGACCCGAGUGAUUCCCCGCCUCUUGACCAUGAGGGCCACUUGGAGCCGCUCAGUAAAGGAGAGAAUACGACUGGAUGAGGCCGGCGUCACUGACCACGUGUUGGACUCAGCUGUGCGAGCGUUCCUGUUGGAGGUGAUAGUUGGUCACGGGGAGCCUGCGCCUCGUCUUUGCAACAAGGACCCGUUUGCACUGAAGUCUCUGUCUUAUUUGGCUCACAUCUUCCCGAAAGGAAAGUUUGUGCUCAUGCUACGAGAUGGACGGGCCACUGUGCACUCAAUGAUAUCACGCAAGGUGACCAUCUCCGGUUUUGACCUGACCAGCUACAGGGACUGCCUAACAAAGUGGAGCAGUGCGGUGGAGACCAUGUUCAGCCAGUGCCAGGCAGUCGGAUACGCUAGGUGUCAGCCCAUCCGGUAUGAGCAGCUUGUCCUUCACCCAGAGGAGGAAAUGAGAAAGUUGCUCCACUUUCUGGAUUUGCAGUGGGACCCAUCGGUGCUGCACCACGAAGAGCUGAUUGGAAAGGCUGGUGGCGUUUCUCUAUCAAAGGUGGAGCGUUCGACAGACCAGGUGAUGAAGCCAGUGAACACAGAGGCACUGUCCAAGUGGGUGGGGCAAAUUCCCCCUGACGUGGUCAACGACAUGGCUGAAAUAGCUCCCAUGCUGGCUCGCCUGGGCUACGACCCCCAUGCCAACCCUCCCGACUACACAAAAACGGAGCCCCUGGCACCUGAGUUCAACUACUCACAUAAAGCGAAAUCAGCAGAUGUUCCUCACCCCAGCUAAGCAUGGCUGUGAUGUUCAGCGAUAUGGAUGCGCCGCAACGACAGACUUCAAGUUCUGGAGGAGCUACACCUGGCGGGAAAGAUUUAAGUGUUCCAUGUGUGUUUCUGAGUCGUUCAUAAGACUCGUGUGCGGUGUCCGUGUCUGUACACUGGCGGAGUGUUUAAGAUGCAGGCUUUUAACGUCUGGAGUGGACUACCUCCUCAGGGAAGUUCUGCUUCUUCGCCACUCAUCAUUCCACCCCUCCAGGUCGAAUCUGUGUUUCAGCUCGACCAUCAUGUCAGCUGUUAUGACCUCACCAUCACAAUGUGAAUCUGUCUUCAGACCAAUCCCUCACUCGCUGGGAGCUCAGUGUUUGUGAAGCAUAAUGACUGUAUAUUUUUUGAAGAUGUAUGUUUAUUUUCUUAAUAAAUUAUUUUGCUGUUGCCCAUUCAGGAAUUUCAGAACUGGAACAAUUUCUAAUUGUGGUAAAUUGUUGAGCAUUAUUAAAAAGAAAAUAAAUGUCA